AUGGCCAGCGCCCGCACAGAAAUCGAAAAUGUCUUCCGCACAGUCGUCAAGCGCUGCGUCGAAUGUCUCCCGCAGACGCCCUCGUGCGCAGGGCUCAAUUGCCCGUCGGGCCAGAUGUGCAUCCAGCAGCCCACAACCUGCGAUGCCUGCUCGUCCGUCGUCUGCGCCAUAGACCCGACUUUUGGAGAUUCCUCGGCCAGCAAGCCCAACGUCGGUGCCAUAGCCGGAGGAGUCAUUGGAGGUGUCCUGUUCAUCGCCACGCUCACAUUCAUCGUCUGGAAGUACUGCCUCAAGGGCAAGAGGCGGCAGCGCUCUGAGGUCGAUUGGCAAGAGGCCCAGGCCGCAGAGCAGGAGAAGGCACAGGACGACUUUGAAUCACGGCGGAGCGCGCGAGCAUCGACACACACCGUCGCUUCCAUGGCCUCGUCCGUCCUCACCCGCGCCUCCAACAUCAUCCAGAUCGCCUACAUCCCUGGCGUCACGAACCGCUCGGGGGUUGGCUCUCCAGACCUCCUCGUCCCACCUGUGCCCCCCAUUCCCGCCCUAUCCCACUCGUCUGCCAACAGUCCCUACCUGGGCCCGGAACAGCACUUUUUCGUCCCCGACUUCCGCGACUCCAUGGCAUCGACGAGCACAGGCGGUCGUCAAAGCAUGGCACCGAGUUUUGCCAGGAACAGCGUUGCUUCGACCAUGUACCGCCAGAACGCCAUUGUCUCCCCGCUACCGGCCCAGACGGUUGUGCGAGGAAAGGCGGCUGUCGUCAGCGUCAAGUCAGGGGGAUCCAACAGCCCUGAAUCGCUGAGUCCUGAAACUCCCCCGGUUCCCCAAAUCGACCCCAGACACGCCGUCAAGCCUAUCCGCAUCCAAAUGCCUGGCAUCAACCCUGGAAACUCUGCCCGCACCAUCGCCCAGCUAGGCCCGGUCCGCGCGCUCAACAUCACCAAAAAGAAGGGAUCCGAUGCUACACUCAAGAGCUCAGCCGCUUCAACUCCCAGCCGCACACCUGAUAUCCGUCUCGCUCCUCCAAGACCCCUCACAGACUUCUCUGUCGCCUCGUCUGACGAUGGCGUUACCCACGCACGCGCCCGCAAAGCCGGAAGCGAAGAUUACGAGACAGACUCUGACGACGAAGACCAUGUUCGCUCCCGACGCAGUCUUAUGCGCAACUCGGCAAGCACCCGUGAUUCCAACCUCAUCGACCUACAAUAUACGCCAACGAAUCCCCAAAGCCCAUUCAGCGACAGCUCUGCCAUUGACAGCCUGCGACCCUCUACAGGGCAGAGCGUGGUUUCGUACGAUACAAAUAAUACCUCUCCCAUGCCCAUGGCUUCGAUAGCAGAGGAAACUUCGAAGCGGGCAAGGGACAGGAGCCCGUUUGCAGACAGUAAUAGGGCUGACGUUUGA
Molecule: messenger RNA, 1404 nt
Organism: Dothidotthia symphoricarpi CBS 119687
Lineage: Eukaryota; Fungi; Ascomycota; Dothideomycetes; Pleosporales; Dothidotthiaceae
Exons: 2
Coding region: 1-1404 (467 amino acids)
Source: RefSeq, a predicted model, not a curated record